Messenger RNA from Drosophila ficusphila, 779 nucleotides. RefSeq names its product 10 kDa heat shock protein, mitochondrial. Gene Ontology annotation, cellular component: mitochondrial matrix. The transcript has 2 exons. The record is from RefSeq and is a predicted model, not a curated record. Gene Ontology annotation, molecular function: ATP binding; protein folding chaperone; protein-folding chaperone binding. Lineage: Eukaryota; Metazoa; Arthropoda; Insecta; Diptera; Drosophilidae. Bases 162 to 470 code for a protein of 102 amino acids.
UUUUAAACCUUCCUAUUAUUUUUCAGUUCGCAGCUGGGAAGCAAUAGAAAAACAUCGUACGCCUAAAAAUAACAAAAAAAUACACCGUAAAAUAUUUAAAAAAAUUUUAAAGUUAUAAAACACAAAGAGUGCCGAAGGGAACGUCUUUGUGAAAAAGGACGAUGUCCAACGUCAUCAAGAAGGUGAUUCCCAUGCUGGAUCGCAUUUUGAUCCAGCGCUUCGAGGUGAAGACCACCACUGCGGGUGGCAUCCUGCUGCCGGAGGAGUCGGUGCCCAAGGAGAUGCAGGGUUUGGUCGUGGCCGUUGGACCCGGAGCUCGCAAUCCGAACGGAGCUGGCCAUUUGGCUGUGGGCGUUAAGGAGGGCGAUCGAGUUCUGUUGCCCAAGUACGGAGGCACCAAGGUCGACAUGGAUGACAAGCGUGAAUACCUGCUCUUCCGCGAGAGCGACAUUCUGGCCAAACUUGAGUAGCCGUGCAAAGUGGCUAUAUCCUGCAACAUACACAUCUCAACACUAAUGGACACGAAACUGCUGCCAACUUGACUUCAUUCCGGCGCACACUUGUUAUAUGCUUCGGUAUUGCGUUCGAAACUAAAUGAUUAUAAUGAAAUGUUUUAUUUGGUAGCUUGCUAAAAGCCACACACUACACUAACUCGCUGGCGCAACAUUUAACAACAUCUUCACACCCCACCAUUUCAUGUAAGGACAGUCCAAUUAUACAUUGUUCAGAUGCGACCUAUGAAAUAAAAGGGAUCAAUGUUGGGUGCCGACGUUACUGAA